Molecule: messenger RNA, 642 nt
Organism: Anneissia japonica
Lineage: Eukaryota; Metazoa; Echinodermata; Crinoidea; Comatulida; Comatulidae
Exons: 1
Coding region: 1-642 (213 amino acids)
Biological process (GO): deoxyribonucleotide biosynthetic process
Cellular component (GO): cytosol
Molecular function (GO): ribonucleoside-diphosphate reductase activity, thioredoxin disulfide as acceptor
Source: RefSeq, a predicted model, not a curated record
AUGGAUGCGGCAAAUCCUACAGUUGGAAAUGCCGUAGCUAAUAGUGGACUCAAAAAACGCUCCGAAUUUACUAACGGUAGUCGUUCUGUGGAUUUGAUAGGACCUAUUCAUUGCGACAUGUUUUUCCAAGAUCGUAUGAUGCUUAAUGGAGUCGAUAUUAAAAUCAAAUCACAUAGAAGCAAAAAUUCAUUUUGUCUCAUGUCAUCUGAGGCAGCGGCAGAAUUUAAAGUACAUUUGGAAGACGCAUCAGUGUAUGUACGAAAGGUUCAACUCAAUCCGUCUGUAGCGUUGGCUCACGCUAAAGCGCUGGAACGUGGAACAGCUAAAUACCCGCUCCGCCGCGUCGAAGUUAAAACGCUCUCGGUCCCCCGGGGAAAUUUAUCGUUCACCAGGGAAUCGCUGUACAAUGGAAAUCUACUUAAACGCUUAGUGGUGGGCCUAGUGAGCACUGAAGUUUUCAACGGGAGUUACGCCAAGAACCCGUACAAUUUUCAGCAUUUCAACACAAACUUUAUGGCUUUGUAUCUAGACGGAGAGCAAGUACCGUGGAAGCCGCUUAAACCAAAUUUCGAAGCUAACGGUGAAGGAAGUUAUAUUCUAGCCUACCAGAGUUUAUUCCUGUCUCUUAUACACAUCUUUUAA